Messenger RNA from Uncinocarpus reesii 1704, 1134 nucleotides. RefSeq lists its product as uncharacterized. The transcript has 3 exons. The record is from RefSeq and is a predicted model, not a curated record. Lineage: Eukaryota; Fungi; Ascomycota; Eurotiomycetes; Onygenales; Onygenaceae. Bases 1 to 1134 code for a protein of 377 amino acids.
AUGUCUGUACGUCUGCGCCGGCAAACAAAUGGGCACUGCCCAAAGGGUUAUUCCUGGUAUAGAUGUGCCAAAGGGCCUUUUGCAGGAUGUUGCGACGAGGACCCUUGCGACACUGGGAUAUGUCCCAAUCCUCUGACUGUCGACUCGUCCAGUUCAACAACUCCAGCAGAAAUAACUUCGAGCAAGGAGACUUCGGACACAACAAGUACUACUUCUUCAGGAUCCUCUCCUUCAAUCACGUCGCAAACAACCACGACCUCCAUGACGGCGAGGAUUUCUCCAUCGCCAACAUAUAGCCUCAGUUUCACGACAAGUACACUCAAUAACCCUAACCCAGCUCAAACAUCAAUUACGGAACCCCUUCAGACACCUCAAGCGGAGAGGUCAGGCCUUGCUACAGGUAGCCUCUUCGCCAUAAUCGUUCCGAUAAUUGCUGUCAUCAUAAUCGUACUUGUACUUGCGGUGUGUUGUUUUAAGCGGCGGAAGAAACGGCUGGCUGGACAAGUGCGAGGCACGACUCCGGUGUCUAAACUGAAUGGGUUCAGAAGCAGCUGUCUGGCUCCCGCUCUUGAGUUACUCAAAAGCGCGAAGCCACAGACAAACGACAGCCGAAGUUCAAGCGGUGGAACGCAAGAUAUACAUGUCCAAAGCAAGAUCAAAGAGCUCCAUGACAAAGGUGCUACCGCACCGGAUUCCGCGGCUUUGUCCGCAAGUCCAGGAUUCAGCAACAAUUCGCCGUCCCUGGGACCUGCACCACCUACAUAUAGAAGCUCCCCGAAUCCUCUAUACGACGAACAAAUCCCCAUCAGGCCAAUGGAGCUUCCAGGUUCCUUCCCCCAAGGGCCCCCUAUUGAACUGGACGAUACAAGCUGUGAACGAGUUGCAGAACUUUCAACUCCAGCUCAGCAAGCCUUGAUCGACAUCCCGCUGUCUCAGAGAACAGUUUAUAUCUGCCCGAAUAGGCGAGAAACAACAACAUCAUCUGCGAACGGGCCAUUGAGCAUAACAACGCACGACGGCGUUGUUCUGGCGCCAAAUUUGAUGUGUAGUUGUGGCCAACGACACCAUUCUGGAGCAACCGAUCAUGUAACGAGCUUUAUGGAUUAUCAGUCGAAUAUUAAACCUCCUCGCUAA